Messenger RNA from Mercurialis annua (annual mercury), 1962 nucleotides. RefSeq names its product high-affinity nitrate transporter 2.1-like. Gene Ontology annotation, cellular component: plasma membrane; plant-type vacuole membrane. The record is from RefSeq and is a predicted model, not a curated record. The transcript has 3 exons. Bases 212 to 1801 code for a protein of 529 amino acids. Gene Ontology annotation, molecular function: nitrate transmembrane transporter activity. Lineage: Eukaryota; Viridiplantae; Streptophyta; Magnoliopsida; Malpighiales; Euphorbiaceae. Gene Ontology annotation, biological process: cellular response to nitrate; nitrate transmembrane transport.
AUUCUUUCUUUAAACUGUAUCUACCAAUGGAAUCUCGUUUGCCCCUUCCAGCUUCAACCAGCAAUUAAAUUCAUAAAUCAAGAAAUGUCAACUCUUGAAUCUUCAUGAUAUUAUAUAAAUACCCUGUUCAUUGCCUUAAUUUCUACAUCAAUAUCAAUCAAAAUUAGCUUCUUUUUAAUUCUUCUUCCUUUUUCAGCAAGAAAGAUCGAAAAUGGGAGAUAUUGAGGGAUCUCCGGGAAGUUCCAUGCAUGGAGUUACCGGGAGAGAGCAAACUUUUGCAUUUUCUGUUGCUUCACCCAUUGUUCCAUCUGACAACACUGCAAAAUUUGAUCUACCAGUUGAUUCUGAGCAUAAAGCUAAAGUUUUCAAGCUUUUUUCUUUUGCUAACCCUCACAUGAGAACUUUUCAUCUUUCUUGGAUUUCUUUUUGCACUACUUUUGUUUCUACUUUUGCUGCUGCUCCGCUUGUUCCGAUCAUUCGCGACAAUCUUGAUCUGAGCAAAGCCGAUAUCGGAAAUGCCGGAGUUGCUUCUGUUUCCGGCAGUAUCUUUUCCAGGCUAGCUAUGGGUGCAAUUUGUGACUUACUCGGACCGAGAUACGGUUGUGCUUUUCUGAUUAUGUUAUCUGCUCCGACUGUGUUUUGCAUGUCGUUUGUAUCCUCCGCUGGAGGAUACUUAGCCGUUCGAUUCAUGAUCGGAUUUUCUCUCGCAACUUUUGUUUCUUGCCAGUAUUGGAUGAGUACUAUGUUCAACGGCAAGAUCAUCGGUACCGUUAACGGAACCGCAGCGGGAUGGGGGAACAUGGGCGGUGGUGCUACUCAGUUGAUUAUGCCGUUGGUUUAUGAUAUUAUACAGAGAAUUGGUGCGACCCCGUUUACUGCAUGGAGGAUUGCAUUUUUCGUUCCCGGCUGUCUUCAUAUUAUAAUGGGAAUUUUGGUAUUGACUUUAGGGCAAGAUUUGCCUGAUGGUAACCUUAGUGCCCUACAAAAGAAGGGCGAGGUUGCUAAGGAUCAGUUUUCCAAGAUUAUGUGGUAUGCUGUCACAAAUUACAGAACUUGGAUCUUUGUCCUUCUCUAUGGCUACUCCAUGGGAGUUGAACUCACCACAGACAAUGUUAUUGCAGAAUAUUUUUAUGACAGGUUCAAUCUGAAGCUUCACACAGCUGGAAUAAUUGCUGCAACAUUCGGUAUGGCAAACCUUGUCGCUCGUCCAUUCGGAGGAUUCGCCUCCGAUUAUGCAGCCAAAUACUUCGGCAUGAGAGGAAGAUUAUGGGUUCUAUGGAUACUUCAAACCCUAGGAGGAGCAUUUUGUAUCUGGCUUGGUCGAGCAAACACACUUCCGAUUGCUGUAUUAACAAUGAUUCUCUUCUCUCUCGGAGCACAAGCAGCCUGUGGAGCAACGUUCGGAAUAAUUCCGUUCAUUUCUAGACGAUCACUCGGAAUCAUCUCGGGAUUGACUGGAGCCGGUGGAAACUUCGGUUCGGGAUUAACUCAACUAAUAUUUUUUUCAAGCACAAGAUACUCAACGUCAACAGGUUUAUCUCUAAUGGGCAUUAUGAUUGUUGCUUGUACUAUGCCGGUGACACUCGUCUACUUCCCACAAUGGGGUGGAAUGUUCUUGCCGGCGUCUAAUGAUGCUAAAAGAGCAACUGAAGAACAUUAUUACGAAGCUGAAUGGAAUGAAGAAGAGAAGCAAAAGGGUAUGCAUCAAGGUAGUCUUAAAUUUGCUGAGAAUAGCCGAUCGGAACGUGGCCGGAAAGUUGCCUCUGCACCAACUCCAGAUACAACACCGUCCCGUGUUUGAGGAAUGAAAAAUUAAUGGUUUCUUUGUUACUAUAAUUCUAUAUAUAUAUAUAUAUAUAUAUAUAAAUAGGAUUCUUGUUUUUGUUUUAUAAUUUUCUUGUUUGAUAUUGCUUUUGUUUUUGUAUAUCAUAUCUUAUCUAAUGAAAUAUAUCCAUAUUGUUU